Rhizoctonia solani is the source of this 1302-nucleotide messenger RNA. RefSeq names its product FGGY-family carbohydrate kinase. Gene Ontology annotation, biological process: xylulose metabolic process. Bases 1 to 1302 code for a protein of 433 amino acids. Gene Ontology annotation, cellular component: cytosol. The record is from RefSeq and is a predicted model, not a curated record. Gene Ontology annotation, molecular function: D-xylulokinase activity. Lineage: Eukaryota; Fungi; Basidiomycota; Agaricomycetes; Cantharellales; Ceratobasidiaceae. The transcript has 2 exons.
AUGGCGCAUUAUCUUGGACUUGAGCUCGCAACGGAACACGUACGCGCGACAGUUGUCGAUGAAGGACUGGAUAUAGUGUUUAGCGCUGCAGUUGAAUUCGAUACGGACCUUCCUGAGUUCCAGACGCGAGGCGGACUUUUCACUGCACCUGGAGAUGUAUGUACAACGAGCGUGGAGAUGUGGCUCAAGGCGCUAGAUAUACUAUUGUCCAAGCUUAAGACUGGCGUCGACCUUGCCCGGAUACGCGCUGUAGGAGGGUGUGCUCAGCAUGCAGCUGUCUGGUGCACUGCCGCUGCCAAAUCUCAUAUGUCCGGCCUCGAUCAUACCAAGACUUUACACGCGCAACUGGGCAGCCCAUCGACACUCGCACUCGUUCAUACCCCCGUUACCCAAGAUACCUCGACCGCAUCCCAGGCACGCACGAUCGAGACAGCACUCGGAGGCCCAGAUGCGCUAGCCCAGAGACUAGGCACUGCCACACCUACUACAGCUGCCCAAGCAAUCAAGAUCCGUGAAGGCAACCCCGACGCGUGGACCCAUACCUCGCACGUUGUCCUCGCAAGCGCGUUUUUAGCAAGUCUGUUCGUCGGAGAUUGGGCUCCGGCUACCGAGGCUGAAGCUGUCGCGACUGGCUUCUGGAAUGUGGAGCGUGGUGGUUGGGACGAGGAGGUUCUGGAGUUGGCUGGUGGUGGGAGCAAGGAAGAAGGACAAAGGCUCAAGGAGAUGUUGGGUGCUGUGUGCCCAUCUGGUACGACAACGGUUGGAACCAUCAGCACGUACUUCUGCCAACGAUAUGGAUUCAGUCCCGAGACACCAGUAGCACCAUUCACAUCCGAUCAUCUGGCCACCUACUUAUCCCUAUCAGCUUGCCUUUCAUCUUCCCCAUCGCAAACCACCCCAGAUGCUAUUCUUGCUUUCGGCCCUACGGACGUACUCCUUUCUCCAGUGCCCAGCUCUGCUCCAUCUCCACCUCCCCGUUCACGGCACUAUACCCUCCUACCCCACCCUUGCACACCCAAAUCGUACAUUACCGUUCUUGCGUCGCGUAAUGGUGACGUUCCUCGCGCACUGGUCCGAGACAUGUACACCAAGUCAUGGGCCGCGUUCGACAGACUCGUUAGCGUUGUCCCGCCUGGUGGUGCCAUUGGUCUCGACGACAAACUUUUCAGUUUCUGGCUGCUUCAACCCGAGGGCCCACCGUUCGAGCACGUCAAGGGUAUCUAUCGAUUCGAAACCGGUGUCAAGGUCAACGAAUUCAGAGACCUACGCGCCAAUCCCAGGCAAGUCCUUGUCUAUCAAUAA